This is a messenger RNA of Hydractinia symbiolongicarpus, 2619 nucleotides long. RefSeq lists its product as uncharacterized. The transcript is spliced from 2 exons. NCBI's taxonomy places the organism in Eukaryota, Metazoa, Cnidaria, Hydrozoa, Anthoathecata, Hydractiniidae. The record is from RefSeq and is a predicted model, not a curated record. The coding region runs from base 731 to 2362 and encodes 543 amino acids.
AUAGUUACUGGUGUUAAAUGUUGUGCAGGCGCGGAUUUAGACUAGGUCAACCCUGUCACGCGACCUAGUAAAAAAAUGCCGAGGAUUGAAAUCGAAUUCUGUCGAAUUUACCCAGAAUCUGAAGAUCGAAAUAUUUCUCCUUGUUUUCUCAUAACGCGAAUUGGAUCAACCUAUGUUGACCUGACCUGUGUUAGCCAGUCUUGGCUCUAGGUUAUCCCGCGAGGCUUUUACCGUCGACUAGAAUCAAACCUAUGUGGGCCCGACCUAUUUUGAGUCAGAAAUUUUGAAGUCAGCCCAGUCUUGGCUCUAGGUUAUCCCGCGAGGCUUUUACCGUCGACAAGAAUCAAACCUAUGUUGGCCUGACCUAUUUUUAGUCAGAAAUUUUGAAGCCAGCCAGUCUUGGCUCUAGGUUAUCCCGUGAGGCUUUCACCAUACACUAGAGUCAACCUAUCUUGGCCUGACCUAUUUUUAGUCAGAAAUUUUGAAGCCAGCCAGUCUUGGCUCUAGGUUAUCCCGUGAGGCUUUCACCAUACACUAGAGUCAACCUAUCUUGGCCUGACCUAUUUUUAGUCAGAAAUUUUGAAGCCAGCCAGUCUUGGCUCUAGGUUAUCCCGUGAGGCUUUCACCGUUGACUAGAAUCAACCUAUGUGGGCCUGACCUAUUUUUAGUCAGAAAGUUUUAAACAAACCUGUCAAAAUUUGUAGCAUGUUGGUAUAAAUAUAAGUAAGGCAUGCGGAAGAUUCUUUCCGUUCUCAACAUGGCUUGCAAGAGCUUGAGAGAGCGUGUGGAGUUAGUUUUUGAAAACGAAAAUUUUGAUGAGCUACCUCAAAUUUACGCCGAAUUAAAUAAAAAGUUUAAAUGUAAUUCUGUUUUGCCAUCUACUGACGUGUUGCAAAAACAACUUACUUUUGGUUUUAUCCAAAGAAAUUGCCAUGCAGAAUACUACCUUCCUGCCUAUGUGAAAGCAAAGAAGGAUGGUUGCGCAAUUACGUUGAAGUCUCAGGUCAAUGGAAAUUGCCUGUACAGUUCUAUGGCGUUGUGUUUGUUUGGGAAAAAUGUGAUGGUUGACGACUUACGAAUUCUUGUGUCAGUGGAGCUAAUGAUGAAUGCUAGCUUUUACUGUAAGCAUCCUCUAUUUUCUUCUAUCCUUGCUCUUCCAGAAAGUCUCUUUAAAUCUAUGGAAGAUAUUCUCAAUAUGUCUGUCUGCAAUUCUGCAUUUAACACAGACAAAAAACAAGAAGACUUAGUUAAGGAGGUGGCCAUUUUAAAUUUAGUAGAUCGGAAAUAUUGUUCCUUUCUUGCUAUGCUUGCUCUGUCAUCUGUCACAAACAGGAAUAUAUUUUCUUAUUACCCAGAUUAUGGAUGCAAAAAAGCUCAAAUGUUGUUUAACCAAUUAAUAGAGCCUAGACAACCAAGCUCUGCUUUUGCUAUUCACAUUUUGUUUUGCUAUGAGGGCUUACUUCCAUCCAGAGAAAAUUUUGCACCUAAUCAUUUCGUUCCAAUUAUUUUUAAGCAGAUACGUAAACGCAAGUCAGGUUCAGCUGCGGACACAAAAGUUUUAUCUCCUCCUGUGAAAAGGCAAACAAGGUUUUUUCCGGAUGCACAGGCAACAGGGAAAUUAUCUCUUGUAAAACCUGUGAUUAAAGAUAAACAGUUUAAUUUCUUUCCUAAUAAAGCUUCUUUUAACAAUAAACUAACUGAAGAUUAUAAAGAUAGUAACAAUAAUAGCACAUCUGCUGAAGAUUUUAAUAACAAUGACAAAGCUUUAAAUGAUAUUUCCUUUGCUACUGUUUUAAAUUUUGAACAUCAAUAUGACGUUGCCUCUUUCCUUUCUAAAGUUUCAGGUCUAGAUGAUAAAGGUGUACACAAGCUAAUCACCAAUGUUUUUGGGCCCGAUAAAUCUUUUAUAUUUCCUAAAAAAAGUGGGCGUUCCUUUCGGCAUGAAUGGCUAAAGACCUUUUCAUGGCUUAAAUAUUCACCAACUUUGGAUGGAGCAUUUUGUUUGCCAUGUAUCCUUAUUGGUCACAAGGUUGCUAACAAAACUUCUAAGUUACAGAAAUUGCUUUCUCAACCUUUUCGACAUUGGCCAGCUGCCAAAAACUUUUUUAAACAACAUGAAACAUCAAAAAAUGGUUUACAUAUUCAAACCAGCCUAACUUUUAGUGCAUUUGUAAAGAAUUUUUUAGGACAAACUCAACCAAUCAGUGUAAUCAUAGAUUCCAACUACAAAAAACAGGUUGCUGAAAAUCGAAAGUUCUUAACACCAAUUGUUGACACCAUAAUUUUAUGUGGUCGUGUUUGUAUUCCUCUUCGUGGCCACAGGGAUGAUAGUAAAUAUCAUCCUGAAUUACCUUCUUUUUAGUUUUUUUCAUUUACCUUCUUACAGUAGUUAUAUACAGUACAUUUGUUUUUGCGAUGAUGUGACAAAACAGCAAGCUGCAAUGAUAAUACUUAACCCUCUGCAAAUUUUACAAUCAUCAUACGAUGAUGUAACAAAACAGCAAGCUGUAAUGAUAAUACUCAACCCUCUGAAAAUUUUACAAUCAUCAUACGAUGAUGUGACAAAACAGCUAGCUGCAAUGAUAAUUAAUUCCUGUGCGUGCAGUUGACAGAGCCAUU